GGAGAGAGAGAGAUCCUCCGCCGGAGCAGGAAGCCGCUGCUGGGACUGCCGAGAGGGACAGAGGAGGUACGAAACAACGUCGACAUCAGCAGGCAAGGCAGCGGGGGAUCCACCAUAAUGUAGACCCAGCCGUGUGCCACAUCCACCCAACAACACGAGCAGGUGUCGAGGCUGCAGUGGUGAAAACAAAAGCGGAGGGGUUUGGGUUUUUUUCAUUUAAUUUUAUUUUUUUGUGCGUGGUGAAAAUGAAGGAGCUGAAGGGCUGCGGUAUGCGGUCCUCGGUGGGCUUUCUGUCCCGCAGAGAGCUGACUGGGCAGCCGCUCAUGAAGGAGGAAUUCCAGAGACGCAGGCUAGCCGGCUGCACCAGCCUCUACAAGAAGGAUAUGCUCGGACAUUUCGGAUGUGUCAACGCCAUUGAGUUCUCCAACAACGGCGGGGAAUGGCUGGUGUCUGGAGGAGAUGAUCGCCGGGUGCUCCUGUGGCACAUGGAGAAAGCCAUCCACGCUCGGUCUAAACCUGUGAAACUGAAGGGGGAGCACCUGUCCAACAUCUUCUGCUUGGCCUUUGACAGUACCAACAAAAAGGUCUUCUCUGGAGGAAAUGAUGAACAGGUGAUUCUUCAUGAUGUGGAGAGAAGGGAGACUCUGAACGUGUUCCUGCACAUCGAUGCCGUGUACAGCUUGUCUGUCAGCCCGGUAAACGACAACGUGUUUGCCAGCUCAUCUGACGAUGGACGGGUGCUCAUCUGGGACACUCGCGAGCCGCCACAUGGAGAGCCGUUCUGCCUGGCCAGCUACCCCUCAGCCUUCCACAGCGUGAUGUUCAACCCUGUGGAGCCCAGGCUGCUCGCCACGGCCAACUCCAAGGAGGGAGUUGGAUUAUGGGACAUCCGCAAGCCGCGCAGCUCGCUGCUGCGUUAUGGAGGCAGCAUGUCCCUACAGAGCGCCAUGAGCGUUCGCUUCAACAGCACCGGCACCCAGCUGCUGGCGCUGCGUCGCCGCCUCCCGCCCGUCCUCUACGAGCUGCACUCCCGCCUGCCCAGCUUCCAGUUUGACAACCAGGGCUACUUCAACUCCUGCACCAUGAAAAGCUGCUGCUUCGCCGGGGACAAAGAUCAGUACAUCUUGUCUGGGUCGGAUGACUUCAACCUCUACAUGUGGAAAAUCCCAAAGGAUCCAGAAGCAGGAGGCCCUGGUCGUGUGGUGAACGGGGCUUUCAUGGUCUUGAAGGGUCACCGCUCCAUAGUGAACCAGGUCCGCUUCAACCCUCACACCUACAUGAUCUGCUCAUCCGGUGUGGAGAAAGUCAUCAAGGUUUGGAGUCCGUACCAGCAGCCUGACAGUCUAGGUGACCUGGAGGGUCGUGUGGAGGACAAGUCACGCAGCCUCUAUACCCAUGAGGAGUACAUUAGCCUGGUGCUUAACAGCGGCAGCGGGCUGUCCCACGACUACGUCAGCCAGUCCAUCCAGGAGGACCCACGCAUGAUGGCUUUCUUUGACUCGUUGGUGCGUCGGGAGAUUGAGGGCUGGAGCUCCGACUCUGACAGCGACCUGAGCGAGGAGGCCAUCAUGCAGCUCCACGCCCGUGGACGCCGCUCUACACGAGCCACACCGGCAGUUCCUACGGCUGCCUCGGCCGCCGGUCACCACAGUGACUCUGAUAACUCGUCCUCCUCCUCUCUGGCCGGACCUGACGCCUCAGGAGGGGAGGAGCAAGCCAGAGCAGAGGGGGAGGAGCGGCCCAGGAGACGUGGCAGGCAUCAGCGGCAUCAGUCUGGCUUUCUGGUGAACGAAGACUCGGAUUCGAGCGAGUUUUGGCUCGACCCCAUGCCCCGACCUCGCUCCCCGAGCCCGAGGGACAACUCCACGUUGUCCAGUCCCACCUCCUCCCCUUCACUUCCCGCCGAAGCCUCCAGCUCUUCCACGUCCACCUCCAGUUCCAGCAGUGAUGACGAGGAGCGGCGCAGCGCGGUGAGGCGGCGCAACGUCAUGAGGAGAAGACGCAUGCACGUGGUCUCCAGAGCCGGGGAUCGACCCGAGUCUGUACAGGCUUUGUUUUCAGCCAUUGACUCCUGCAGUUACCCAUCAAUCUCAAUCGAUGACCUUUCUUCCUCCUCAUCAGGCGAGGAGCAAAACUCUCUCCAAAUCAAGCCCCAAACUGGCGGCGCCGGAGAGGAGGAAAAAUGUCUGAGCCCUUCUGACUUUGUGUGUUCGAGCCCAGUAAUGUCCCCUGAGAGCCAAGAGAAUGAGGAAGGGAGUGACAGGACUGAACCGGAAACCCGUCCAGCUGCGUCUCCUCAGUCAUUGGACGGACACAGGACUGAAGGGAGGGCUGCUUCAGAGCCGACUUUAGACAGCUCUGACAGUGGAGAGGCGUGCAGCAGCUCAGCAGCUGCAGACAGUAACUCCCAGAGCCGACGCAGCCCUGGAGUGAACGGGCAGCACCGGACUGUGGCAUCACACGUGAGCGAGAACCUCUAUGUCUCCUCAGAAUCAGAGGGAGAGACUGGCAUUACACCUGAAGACACCAGGCCGCGGAGAGAGAAAGGCCCAGCACAGAGCGCUCUGAAACGGACUCAUGUGGGAUCAGAAGAGGGAGAAUCAGGCUCCUCACCCUCAGAAAAGAAGUUAAAAACAUAAUGACACAUCAUUUUCAUCCCUGAGAGAAAUCAUUUGUUAAGAGACUUAAUUUAGGAAGUGGGUUUUCUAUGGGUUUUUACAACUCAGCUUUUUCAUUUUGCGUCUUGUUGUCAUGUGACACACGAGCUUGCGCUGCUUAUGAGCAGAAGACGUCAAGCAACCAAAAAAGGAAAGCGUGGUUAAUUUUUGUUUCAGAACAAAUGAAUUCGACAGUGUCAUCGUUCUUUAGGUCAAACCACAGAUGACAUUAAAAGAUGGGAAAUAUAAAACCUAAGGUAAAUAUUGUUAGCAAUGGUAUUUUAAGUGAAAUGCAGCGGCUACUCAUUUAUUUUCAUGCAGCAUCAGUGUUUCUUUCUCAGUCAUGCUCUGGUUGUUGCAGAAAGCUCCACCCAGGAUUUGGAGCUCUUCCAACCAUAACAACAAAAAAGGUCCUGAGGAGGACAAAGGCUUUGCAGCAUUUUAAUUUCUACGGUUUCACACUGAGCGUAAAUCUGAUUGGGCUUAUUCUCAUUUUUAAGAGAUUCUCGGCUGAGACUGCUUCAGGGUGCCUCAAGAAUUGACUGUGUCUCCAUAGAAAUCUUAAGGAGCACCAUUUGUUAAAGCUGUGCAUUGAAAUGAUGCUUUCUGUGUCUUCUACCAGUUGUUUUUUUUUUUUUUUUUUGGUCUCAUUAUCCAGCCCCUGGGUACCAUUACAAGCCAGCUCGCUUUUGUUUUCUUGCAAUUAAAGAAUAAUUUGUUCUCCAGAGACAAUGCCACAACUUCUUCCUGAGGCUCUGCUGAUUCACAAUACGGUUUGAUCGGUGAAACGUUGACUUAUUCUGACACACGUCUGUCUGAAAUAAGUGGAAAAAAAAACAAGUAAUGUUAUUGCAGAUUUGGGCCCUCAACUACAGAGUACUAAACCAAGUUGCUAUGGCAACGCAGCCUGGACUCUCCUCUGUGAAAUAAAAUGUGACGCCUGUUCAGCUGGCCGUGACCCUGAGCAACCAGUGUCGGCCAGAGUAGAAUAUUUUAUUGACUGAAGCGAAAGGCCAUCUUUGCCUUCAUUAAGAGAAUAGUUAAGGCUGUUAAUAGCAACCUGAGACUCUGAGUGCAACGUUAACAAUAUUGAGAAUCAGGACAUUUGAUUGAAAUGUCACACAGCGUUUCAUGACAAACAGUUUAUGUCCAUCUCAUUUUGUGUGGAGUCUUAAGUUUUAAAAACAAGUUGAGAAUACAAGCUGAUCGCAAGGUUCAUUUUCACACAUAUCCCGUGAUCUUUUUGCUCAGCUGUCGUGGAAUUAUAGAUGUUCAAAGUUCAGUUUUUCUUUCAGGAUCUCUCCUCCAUAUUGGCAUAUGCAGAGGAAGAUCACGUGAUAUGACUGACAGCUGCAGAACAACUACUAAAUGGACCUUGAGGUGCAGUUGUUUCUCAGCUACUGUUGUUCAAGUAUAAACUUUCAGUAGUUCACAGCAACUUAAAACUCUUAGCUGUAUUUCAUGUUUUCUAUGUUCAAUAACUUUAAAGAUAAUUUUACCAACUUGUUCAAAACUUUGCGCUUUUUGCUCUAAGCAUACACAAAACUAGAAGUGUGGCAGUGGGGUGGGGCGAUCGCAACACAAGAUCGUGGAUGUUUGCCGGUUUCAGAAUUAUUACAUCCCUGAAAAAUAAUUUGUGAAGUACAAGGUUCUCCCACGCGCUCCCUCUCUCCUCAGAAAAUUCUGAUCAGAUAAGAAAAGAAAAUUAGAUUUUGUCACAUUUAGUGCGUUUAUCUGAUCAGUCAUAUUUUCAUUUAGCGACAUAUUUGUUUAAAUUCUGGUGGAUACAUUCUCAACCUUUUAUCAGUUUAUUUUGCUAAUUUAAAAAAUAAAAAUAAUGGAAUCAAACAAUUAAAGAGUGAGGAAGAGUGGGGGAAAAAAAUACAGAGGACAUCACCUUAUUGUUAUCGAAUGUUAUCUUCAGCCCUGACAUCCACUGUUUGGAUUUUGUCUGUUUGUUAUUAAACUAUGAAAACAUUUUCAAAGUAAAAGUACAACAAAGGCAAAAAAAAAAAGAGCCAUCAUGAGGUGAAUAACCAUAAAUGGACGAGUGUCUUUUCAGCAGGGAGCUGCCACACCUCCUCAGAUUCACCAACAGUGUCAUGAUUGUGCAUGAAGCACAUGAUGUCAUUAGUUUCUGAGGAAAAACCACCAUGCCAGUUGUCUCCUGUCUCCACUUGAACGACAGCACUCUUCUGCCAGACAAAGCGAGAGUCACCAGAGAGCCUACCGGCAAAGAAAACGCAACACACAACAUCACUGCCUCACGAGCUGGCGGCGAGGUGGUAAUCUGAAGGCAGGCAGACAUGUAGUUGAGGGUUAUCGAGUUGUUUGUACAGCUCUCUUGUCAAAAUAAUUUCCUCUGCUGCUUAGAACUUCUCAGUGUGGCCGUCACUUAUCUGCAGGAAGUAGACACCCUUCAUUUAACCCCCAUGCUUCCCCUGGGACAAGUAUUCAAAUAGGGAUAUUGUAUGAUCCAGGGUUGUUUACAUUUUGACUGGAGUGUGCCUGCUGGGCUACAUAUGGCUUAAUGAUUAAUUACAGUCUACAGAUGCAGGGGUGUACGAUGGAGUCAGCUCUUUUACCAGCUAACGAUAGAGUUUUACAGCUGUAACGUCAAUCAAAAAAUAUGUGGAGAGUUGACUUUUACAAAUUACCUGAAAGAAUUAAGUCGUAUUUGUUUUACAGCUAGCACACAAAGCUCAAGUGUCUCUGGCUGGUCACAUUAGAAGAGAAUGGCGCUCAUUAGUGAACUUACAAUGGAGUUUUUUUUAUCUUUAUUUAUUCAGGGAAGGUUAACUGGUAGUGUGUGCUCUUUCCCUGCUUCAUAGGUCACAUUCACAGCUGGGAGGAGCCCAGUGCAACCACAGCCUUUGAGGACUUCCACUGGAGCGAGCGAGGGUUUAGUCAGAUGCAGCAUAUUGGUUUGGGAGGGGACAUCUUAACUUUUUCAGUUUCUUAAAGUAAGUAAAGUUCCUCCUGUGUGAAAUUGAUGCAGUUCUCCAGAUCCAGCAUUUGACCCCUGAGCUUCUGGAUGAAUCCAGUCCCCCCUACACACUCGCUUCAACUCUCUGAAAGAGCAGAACUCUCCUUUUAGAUUGAAUCAUCUCGUGCCUACAGUACGUUCCUCUUGGUCCCAGAUGGUGUUUUGGCUCAAGUCGUUUGACCACAAAUCCAAACACAUGUAGAAUUCAAUGGGAUUAUCGUGGUAGUUCAGCAGCAUCCCAUACAUGGCUCAGCUUUAACAGCAAGGACUGCUAUUUAAGAAUUCCCCUCCCUACAUGACUGGAAUACCUUGGGGACGUGCCAGAGACCAGACAGAGCCAAAUGCACCAGCUCUUCACAUGACCUGUGUGCCUCAGAAAGCAGGGCUGAGCUUCUUUGCACCACUGACUCUUCACAAGAUAUUCUGGGAUUCUGCUGAAUAGUAUUAUGUUGACGUCAAGUAGCUGGACCGGGGGAGAAAUUCUCCAGUCUACCCAAACCAAACUGUGCAGUCUGGAGUGUGCCACCAGAAUAAUUAUACACAUUUCACUGGUUAAUUAUAAUGAGUUAAUUCAUGCGUUUAAUAAGCCAUCAUUUGCAGCUUUGAGCGGACGAGUCUCUUUUGUCAGCUGGCCAAUUAGAGCUCCUGUCGCUGCUCUGUGGGUUGGAUCUUUAGUUUUUAGUGUGAUAUGCUGGUUGUGUAUUGAAAUUACAUAAUGGGCUCUGUGGAAAUUCAUGAAAAAGACACGAUAGAAAACUUAUUAACAAAUUAAAUACAAAAUUAACAAGUCAAAGCCUUUUUAGCCAAGCUAAUAGCAUGGCUUUAAGGAUAGUAAUGGCAGUCGGUC
Messenger RNA from Lates calcarifer (barramundi perch), 6490 nucleotides. RefSeq names its product ddb1 and cul4 associated factor 5 (gene dcaf5). NCBI's taxonomy places the organism in Eukaryota, Metazoa, Chordata, Actinopteri, Centropomidae. Gene Ontology annotation, biological process: negative regulation of fatty acid biosynthetic process. Gene Ontology annotation, cellular component: cytoplasm; Cul4-RING E3 ubiquitin ligase complex. The record is from RefSeq and is a predicted model, not a curated record. Gene Ontology annotation, molecular function: protein binding.